AUGGAGAGUUUGGUCUUCAUAAAGUAUAACCAACAACUCAUCGAGAGGUACAACCUUAAAGAUGAAGUUGACCCUAUUGCACUCAAUGAUAUUGAUGAGUGUAAUGAGUGGUUAGUGGGAGAAAUUGGGACUGCCACCUUUCGAGAUGAUAGUGUGGAUGAUGAUGCUGAUUUCGUUCAUCAAGAUGAUAACACUUUGAGUUGGAACCUUCUUUUUGAAGUAAUGGAAGGACAUGAUCCUAUAACAAAUACUAGAAGACAACAAAAUAAAAAAAGAAAAGAACCUGCAACUGCAAAAGGUGGUGCAAGGGGUGGACCAAGUGGGUCUAAGGCUUCAGAAAAAGGAAAAGAAAAGGCAGUAAUUAUGGAAGAGGAAGAACCAAAAUUUGAAGAUGAAGAGGAUUCUGAAAAUGAAGAAGAACAAGAAGAGGAGAUUCAAUUCAAUGAUACCAAAUUAGAGGAUGAUGAGGGGGCAGAGGGACAUGAUAAUAAUCGUGUUAAUUUGGAUGACUUUGAUGAGAGCUAG
Messenger RNA from Arachis stenosperma, 525 nucleotides. RefSeq lists its product as uncharacterized. Lineage: Eukaryota; Viridiplantae; Streptophyta; Magnoliopsida; Fabales; Fabaceae. The coding region runs from base 1 to 525 and encodes 174 amino acids. The record is from RefSeq and is a predicted model, not a curated record. The transcript has a single exon.